UUUGAAAUCGAGAAGCUAAGCCAUUCCUUAGGUAUCUUUUUUCAGCCGCACUCCACCGCCUCUCCGAUUCACAGAUCUGUUCUGAAAUUUCCUUUCUCCCAGCCGCCAAGUAUAAUCACUCGUGAGAGGCAAAAGGAAGUUGGAACUGCUAUUUUGUGAUUCCUGGGUAAUCUCAAGUUUGAUUUCAAAGAUGGGUAAAAAAAGGAAUAAAUCUGAGCUGGAAGGACUUGGGAAAGUCACAGAAUACGAAAAGCAAAGGAUGAAGAUAUUGGCAUCAAAUGAAGAAAAAAUGCGUGCAGCUGGUUUUAGCACUCUAGCUAACAAGACGAUCUUCCAGUCAAACAAUGUGAUAAGUACAAAUAGACCAGCUUAUUCACAUGAUGUAUCUGAUGAUGAAGCGUACAGCCCGAGUGAUGAUGAGAAUGCCGAACUUGACCAUCUAAAGGUUCCAAAGAAAGGAAAAGGUUUGAGUAACAAGACAAGGAAGCAGUCACGCGCUGAGCUAAUGACUAUGGGAGAUGUUGUAAAACAGAGUUCAAAACAUCAAAAUCAACAAACUCCAGCGACAUUGCAGGCUAAAAAAAAUAAAUUGAA
This is a messenger RNA of Cuscuta epithymum, 594 nucleotides long. NCBI's taxonomy places the organism in Eukaryota, Viridiplantae, Streptophyta, Magnoliopsida, Solanales, Convolvulaceae. The record is from the annotation of a GenBank genome assembly.